Toxorhynchites rutilus septentrionalis is the source of this 2076-nucleotide messenger RNA. RefSeq lists its product as uncharacterized. Gene Ontology annotation, molecular function: zinc ion binding; nucleic acid binding. The coding region runs from base 1 to 2076 and encodes 691 amino acids. Lineage: Eukaryota; Metazoa; Arthropoda; Insecta; Diptera; Culicidae. The transcript has a single exon. The record is from RefSeq and is a predicted model, not a curated record.
AUGAUUGACAUUCAUAUCGCUGGCUUACUUGGUACGAAGAAAUUGCAGGAAGAGGAUUACGUGGAGCUACGAUCGCUGGUCGAGUCCAUCACUGGUCACGUGCAGAAUUUGAAAUUCCUCAACCAGCAGUUCACCGGAGUAUCGGAGCUAAUCGUCGUUCAUCUGAUCGCUCGUGCGUUGGAUGCUACAACAAAGAAGCAGUGGGAGUCCACCAUCAAGCGAGGAGAGCUUCCUACCUACGAGAACACCAUCCAAUUUUUGAAGGACCACGUCUCAGUUCUGGAGAGAUGCCAUGGUUCAUGUGAAGAAUUCGGAUUCCAACGACCGACAACGAAGCAAGUCACAGGAAAACAAAGCAUUCCAAGAGUCAACACAGCAACAACGACGAAUCAGCGAUGUGAAAUGUGUAGAGAAAGUCAUCCAACAUUCAAGUGUUCGUGGUUCAACAGCCUCACUGUAAGUGACCGGCUGUCCAAAGUCAAGGAGAAGAAUGUAUGCUUCAACUGCUUGAGGAGUGGACACAGCGUGAAGAAUUGCCCUUCGAAGAAAUCGUGCUUCAAGUGCAACAAGAGACAUCAUACGAUGCUCCAUUUGGAGAGCCGUACCAGUUUACCGCGGCAUUCUAGUGAAUAUAUUGCAAAGAAGUGCCCCCCAGCGAUGCCGAAUCUUGUGGUUGUGGGAUCAAGCAAGGUUGCAGAAUCCAGCGUGAAAGCUGAUAACCAGCUAUCGGUAACAGCAGCACACUCCAACAACCCAAAGAAUCCAGCGAGUCAGGUGGUGUUGCUAACUGCCCUCGUUGAUGUUUUCGAUCAUCAGCAACGUCAUCGCGUAUGCAAAGCUCUGCUAGACUGCGGUUCCCAGGUGAGUUUUAUAACCCAAUCAUUCGUCACCUCACUUGGCAUCGAUGUGGAAGAAGUAAGUGUCGCGAUAACAGGCAUAGGCAGUGUAAGGUCUACAAUUAAGCAAAAAUGUUCCGUACACGUCCAUUCAAAAUGCAGUGAUUAUUCCUUCAUCGUGAAUUGCUUGGUUUCACCGAAAAUUACCAGUCACGUUCCAUCGGUGCGAAUAAAUUUAGAAAAUUGGGAACUUCCUCAAGGUCUACAACUGGCUGAUCCAUCCUUCCAUGAGCCCAGUGAAGUCGAUAUGCUAAUUGGAAUGGAUUGGUUUUACGACAUUAUGAAGCAAGGGUGUUUGAAACUGAGCGACGACCUUCCUAGCCUUCACAACUCCCAACUGGGAUGGUUAGUGGGAGGCAAGCUACGCGAAAAUUCCUCUUCCUAUCUUGUGAUGCAUUCAUGUGCUGUGAGUGUUGAUCCAGUCGAGAAGCUUAACCAGAAAUUUCGGGAAGUGAAAAGCGUGUCACCAGAAAUUGUUCCAUCGAGCGAGGAGCAAUGUGAAACACAGUUUGCUGCAACCCUUCCAUUGAAAGACAACGCUUUCCAGCUGGUAGAUUUUCGAAUAGAUCAGAACCCUGCGGAUACCAUAUCGCGAGGACAAUCUGCUACAGAAUUAGGUGAAAAUAAUAUUCGCUGGAUUGUACCACACGUUUUGCAAAAAGUCAACUACCAAGUAGAAACACCAGUCACACUAACGGAUAGUGAAUUUCCUGAGCUGAAAGACCAGUAUGAUGUCUUCCUCAACAAGUACGAGGAACUCGGACAUUGUCGCGAAAUUGACGAGCGCAAUGGUCCCUCUGAGUUGUUAAAGUUUAUUCCCCACCAAGCUGUUCAACACCAAGAAUUUGCGAAGGAGAUCGAGUGUAUCGUGUCAGAAGAGUCCAACCACCAAAACCUUAACAAUUCGAGGCCGUUUCUAGACAAGGGUCUGCUACAAGUAGGUGAUCGAAUCAGCAAUUCUCAGCUACCAUUCGAAAUGAAACAUCCACUAAGAACGAUUCUUCCCAAAGAGUGUAUGAGCUGGAGUAAAGAGUGUGAAAAUAAUUUUGAAGAAGUGUACUAUUCAACGUCAUUACCAUUAUUUGAGUUAUCCACCCAGUUAUACCAUAUCGAAGUUAAGAAUAGUGGAUAUCCAAAGAUGACCAAUACACAAACUUGCACCUUUGCCUAUAGCCAAUAA